AUGGAUAUUUCAAACCAAAAUUUAGAUACAACUGAGAUUACAAUAAGAAAUAAUUCUAAAAUUAAUGCUAAAAAUUUAUGGAAAUAUGAUGAUAAUUGUGAAUAUCAGAUCCACGCUACAAUUUUUUCAACUGAUUCAACUACUGAAUCAGAUGAAACUAUUUCCUCUUUUAAAAAAGUAAAUAUUAUGGAUUUAGAAAAAAGAAAAGAAGUAUACGGAGUAUGUGGAGAAUGUAAUGAACCAGGCACAGGAUAUCUUUGGUGUCAACCUUGUAAUGCUAAAAGAUUUAAGGAUAAUUUUAAAAAUUGGACUAGUGGAAAUAAAAAUAUUGAUGAAUUGAUACAGCAAUCACAGCUUAAUACUUUUUUUGCUUCAAAAUGUCUUGAAUGGAUACCUUUUGAAAAAUUUGAAAAUGUUACCUAUCUUACCAGAGGUGGUUUUAGUAAAAUUUAUUCGGCUGACUGGCCCGAAGGAAGUAUUUGGAAUUGGGAUAUUGAAAAUCAAGAAUGGGAACGAAUUUCAAGAAAAGUUGCAUUAAAAAGUUUAAAUAAUUCAUCUAAUAAUAUAAGUAAUGAUUUUUUAGAUGAGAUUAAAUAUUAUAUUUCAGGUCAUUUUCAUGCUACUAAUACUGUUAUGUGUUUUGGAAUAACUCAAGAUCCAGAUACUAAAGAUUAUAUGAUGGUUUUAGAUUAUUAUGAAGGAGGAAAUUUGAGAAAUACUUUAGUGAAAGGUUUAGAUUAUAAAACCAAAAUUAGUUGUUUAUUUUGUAUUAUAGAUGGACUUUCAGGUAUUCAUGAUGCAGGAAAUAUUCAUAAAGAUUUUCAUUCGGGCAAUAUAUUACAUGAUAAUAAUUAUGAUAUACUAUCAAUUAGUGAUUUAGGAAUGUGUCAACCAGUAAAUAAUGAAGAGCAAUCAGUUAAAAAAGGAAUUUAUGGAGUAUUAUCUUAUAUGGCACCGGAAGUUUUACAUGGAUAUCAAUAUACGAAAGCAGCAGAUAUUUACUCAUUUGGAAUAAUAAUGAAUGAAUUUAUGUCAGAAGAAAUUACUUAUAAUGAUAUUUCUCAUGAUAAUAAUUUGGCUGUUAAUAUAUGCAAAGGAUUUAGACCAAAAAUUUCUGAAGAUACACCGAAAUUAAUUGCAGAUUUGAUUAUUAAAUGUUGGGAUGCUAAGGCAGAAAAUAGACCAACUGCUAAAGAAUUACGUCAAAUAAUCUUUAAAUAUGAUAAAGAAAAGGAAGAUGAAAACAGUGAAAUUAGUUAUCAAAUAAAAGAAUCAAUUUAUACUAGCAGACUUUUAAAUUUUGAAAAUCUUCCAGAACCAGUUAAUUCAACCGAUUAUUUAUCUUCAUUUCAAGAAACUAUUUCACCGUCAUCAGCAAAUCCAAUUUCUGAAUGUUUGGAUUGUGAAUUAAAUGAAUUAGAUCUCAAUCAAGACGAUGAUGAAUAA
Rhizophagus irregularis DAOM 181602=DAOM 197198 is the source of this 1446-nucleotide messenger RNA. Lineage: Eukaryota; Fungi; Glomeromycota; Glomeromycetes; Glomerales; Glomeraceae. The record is from RefSeq and is a predicted model, not a curated record.